AUGCCUCCGGAUGGAUCGUCAUUCACGACUCUAAACCUCCCACCGACUUUCGAACUACCCCAAUGCAUGGAAUACUUCACCCUCCAAGCAGGCCCCAACACAGACCUAUGGCGCAAACCACCAAACGGAGAUACCUCCACGGCUCCCAUAGUCUUCACCUCACUACGGCAGCCAUUCGUCGUAGCGGAGGUGACCGUGAGCGCAGACUGGGAAAUGGAAUGGGACCAAGGCGGCCUAGUGAUCUUCGCUGGGGCGGCACCACAACCCCUCUCAUCAGAAGUCGAUCUCCCACGUCACCGCACCACCUUCCCAUGCAAAUGGGUCAAAGCCGGAAUGGAGUUCUCGUCAGGAACAGUGAACGCCUCGUCCGUGAGCGCGACAGCCGACGGCGCAGACUGGUGUCUGUCGCCUCUGGGGUUGUCGCAGGCUGGACUGGCUACCCACUCGCUGCGCAUUAAGCUCGAGCGGGUUGGCCAUGCCCUGUGGAUCUGGUACCAGGUCCCCUCGGCUCUUCCUUAUACCCUUUCGCCUGGAGCGGUGGGGAGUUCAUGGAAGAAGUUGCGGGAGGUGACCUGGUUCUUUUAUGGGGUAGAGGACAAGUUUGUUCAUGUUGGUGUUUAUGCGAGUCGGCCGACGGGGUUGUCGCGUGGGGAUACGAUGUGGGAUGCUAUGCAUGGCUUGACGGUUGAUAACUCGUUGCCGACUGGUUCGGAUGGGUUAGUUGUUGAGUUUGAAGACCUGGAAAUCUUCUAG
This is a messenger RNA of Penicillium soppii, 753 nucleotides long. RefSeq lists its product as uncharacterized. Lineage: Eukaryota; Fungi; Ascomycota; Eurotiomycetes; Eurotiales; Aspergillaceae. The record is from RefSeq and is a predicted model, not a curated record. The transcript has a single exon. The coding region runs from base 1 to 753 and encodes 250 amino acids.